AUGAUUCAAGCAAGUAACAAAUACUUAGAGACUACCAAGAAAAAUAUGAAGAAGUUGUCACAGGAUUUUCAGAAAAUUGCCAAUCAACAAGUGAAACAUCCAGCACCGGGCUUUAUUGCUUCACAAGGUCGCUGGGACGGGAAAAGAUAUGACAAAGUUAUUACAUUCAGGGCUGUAGAACGUAACAUAGGAAACCAUUUUGAUCCAAAGACUGGAGAGUUUACCGCCCCUGUUGAUGGCCUGUAUAAAGGAAGUCUUAGAAUAAAACAAGCAGGAGAUCGUGCUGUACAAGCUGGUGUUGGGCACAGAUGUGGUGGUGUGGUGACAUGGCUCGUUAUGGUUGAGACAAAAGCAAAAUGCUUUGAAGCUUCAACAACUUUUGAGGUUUAUAUGAAAGCUAGAGAUGUAUUAUUUUCAUUCACUGAAUAUGAUGGUUGUGAAUGUACGCAUUUUUCUUGUGUUUUUCAUGACGUCUAA
This is a messenger RNA of Physella acuta, 477 nucleotides long. RefSeq lists its product as uncharacterized. Gene Ontology annotation, molecular function: protein binding. The record is from RefSeq and is a predicted model, not a curated record. Lineage: Eukaryota; Metazoa; Mollusca; Gastropoda; Physidae.